Messenger RNA from Esox lucius (northern pike), 913 nucleotides. It is a transcript of the gene timm9, whose product is annotated as translocase of inner mitochondrial membrane 9 homolog. NCBI's taxonomy places the organism in Eukaryota, Metazoa, Chordata, Actinopteri, Esociformes, Esocidae. The coding region runs from base 145 to 411 and encodes 88 amino acids. The transcript has 4 exons. The record is from RefSeq and is a predicted model, not a curated record.
ACAACAUGUCACAUGUCCUUCGGAGCCUUUUUGGGGGUGUUGACUUCGUUGGGUUAAAGAAAGGUGUAUUUUUUUCUGCGAAGAAAAGCAUAAUAACCAGGUGAAAAUUCAAUUUGAUAUCAAAUAAAUCUUCUCUGAAUAACCAUGGCUGCCCAAGCAACAGAAGCGGACCAGAUUAAACAGUUCAAAGAAUUUCUUGGCACCUACAACAAACUCACAGAGAACUGCUUCAUGGACUGUGUUAAGGAUUUUACCACUAGGGAAGUGAAGUCAGAUGAGUCCACCUGCUCGGAGAGUUGCCUUCAGAAGUACCUGAAGAUGACUCAGCGCAUCUCCAUGCGUUUCCAGGAGUACCACAUCCAGCAGAACGAAGCCCUGGCUCAGAAAGCAGGCUUAAUUGGACCACGGUAGAGAGCAACAGCUCUUUACAUGGGACUGAUAUGUUGCGCCAGGAAUCACCAUCCUGUCUGUUCACAACAAACCUCCACACCGCCACGGAGGGGUCCUUAAUGAAUCAGUGGACGACUAACGACAGACAUUAACUGGUCUGUGUCCUGGCCUACCUCACCUGGUUCUUUGGUGGGGACAGAUGACUGCUUAGACACUUCUAUUCCAAAAUCUGUCAUGAGCCCUCCUGGAUAAGACAGAUAAUGACAUCAUGUUAAAUUGUGAUCAAGGCUGAACGGGAUAUAAAUAUACAAAAAAAUACCCUUUGUUUUUUUGUGGUUGUGUUUAUGAAAUAGUCUGUGAUUGUACAAAUGUUUAUGAUGGACAUGGACUAUUAAUAGUUUGGCAUGGCCAUCCUGUAAGAAUAUUCUCCAUUAAGUUCGCUAACUCAGUGUCUCAUACAACUGACCGACCAUCACCCACUUUACCUUGUGCGCUAUUCAAUAAACUCAAUUAUACAGUGGCA